GUUUGGUCUGGGUGCUGCUCCAGUUGACAUAUAAACUAAGUUGGCCGCCAUUGACUUCUCCUCUUUUGUUUCCUCAUCCACACUCACCACUCUAGCCUUCAAGACUCCGGUCAAUAUUCUCUUCAGUCGUUCAUUCAGAGCUGUGCUCGCUGUUCGCUUCACUCCUUCACAUUUCUGAACAUUUUUGAGCUGUGCUCUCAACUUUAAUCCUUUAAUUCUUGUUUUCGAGAACUCAUAUCUCUCCACCACCGACAAAAUGAAGCCUGUUACCUUCAUCAUCUCUGCUCUCGCCACCCUGGCAGUCGCCGCCCCGACGGCUCCCGCGGCUCCCGCCACUGACCUCGAGACGCGCGCUUUCGAGUUCGACAUCAACGCCUUCAAUGGCCUCAAGAACUUCAACCAGGUCAACCUGAACUACCUGCUCAACAUCAACUCCCUGCAGCUUGGCCUCCUCGGCAACCUGGCCAACGUCAACAACCUCAACAUCCUGCAGUUCCAGGGCCUCUUCCAGCAGCAGAACUUCGACCUUCAAGGCCUUCUCCAGCUGCAGUCGCUGCACACCUUCCUGCAGAUCCACCAGCUCGGCGUUCUCGGUGGAUUUGACCUCGCCUCGCUUCAGCUCCAGCACCUCAACCUUGGCCUGCUCAACAACGUCGGUGUUCUCGAUCUGCAGCAGUUCAUUUCCCCCAACGUCGUCGGCCAGGUCCAGACGGUAGCUUCCCAACCCGCGGUUUCCUUCAAUCCUAACCUCCUCGCUCCGGGGGUCGGUGCCGGCAACUCGAACAUCCCCGCUCCUGUCCCUGCCCCUAGCAGCGACGACGGCAGCAACGAUGGUUUGGAUGUCGUCACCGCUGCCGAGCAGGAGGCCCAGGAAGGAGGCAGCUCUAUCGACUUCGACUAGAGCGGCCGUCUCGCAAUCAGAGUCAACGAUUUGCCAGAGACUCGCACCCAGAUUUCGCUUGCUACCCGCCGCUCCCUACAAACGAUAAAACCUCACAUACUUCGGGAUUUCGGAUGGCUAAUCUUGGGUUUUUUCUCGUUCAAGUCGUCACCCUCAAGGAGUAAAGAGUUCCGGUUUGCUUCUUCGACUCGCGCAGAUACGACC
Chaetomium fimeti is the source of this 1105-nucleotide messenger RNA. RefSeq lists its product as uncharacterized. The record is from RefSeq and is a predicted model, not a curated record. Lineage: Eukaryota; Fungi; Ascomycota; Sordariomycetes; Sordariales; Chaetomiaceae. The transcript has 4 exons. The coding region runs from base 257 to 901 and encodes 214 amino acids.